AUGCCUUCUCUGCCCGCCAUCAAGCUUGCGUUCACCGCCACGACGGAACGCCCCCGCGAGGACCGGGUCCAACUCUACGAGCCGCUUGGCGAAGACUCACCGGCCGCGACCUUCGUCCCGCAGAACUACGAGCGCAACUACGCCUACCCGCUGGUGGUGUGGCUGCACGGGCAAGACCAGAACGAGUGCGACCUGCCGCACGUGAUGCGGCACGUCAGCACCCGCAACUACCUGGCGGUGGCUCCCCGCGGGACCCAGCCGAGCGACCAGGUCGAGGGCGGCUUCGCCUGGUCGGACACGCCCGACGGCGUUGAGGCCGCCACCGACCGGAUGUACGACGCCAUCGAACAGGCCGCCUCACGCUUCAAGGUGCACGACAACCGCGUGUUCCUAGCAGGCGUCGGCAUGGGCGGCACGCUCGCCAUGCGGCUGGCGUUGCGGCACCCCCGCUCGUUCGCCGGCGCCGCGACCUUCGACGGCGCGCUGCCGACCGGCAACACCCCGCUCGGACGCGUCAACGAACUCCGCACACUCCCCAUCCUGCUGGCAGGCAGCCGCGAGAGCGAGUCGUACCCGGAGCUUCAGCUCUGCGACGACCUGCGGCUGCUGCACUCCGCUGGCGCCACGGUCAGCGUCCGCCAGUACCCCGGCGCCGACGACCUUACCACCGCCAUGCUGGCCGACUUUGACCGCUGGAUGAUGGAGAUCGUCUGCGGAUCCAAGACCGUGUCGGCUUAUCGUGGAGGCUUUCCAGCCCUCCUCGAUGGAUACCCCCGCCGCGUGAAGACGCUCAUCAAGAACGCCCAGGUCGUCCUUCCCGACGAGGUCGCGCAGCUCGACGUCGUGAUCGAAGGCGAGCGGAUCGCCGACAUCUGCCCCGCCGCGCAACUGGCCGUCGACGAGACCGUCGACGCCGCGGGCCUCUGCCUGAUGCCGGGAGUGAUCGACGACCAGGUGCACUUCCGCGAACCGGGCCUGACGCACAAGGAGGACCUGGAGCACGCCAGCCGGGCGUGCGCCAAGGGCGGCGUCACCACGUUCUUGGAGAUGCCCAACACCAACCCCAACACGGUCACGGUCGAGCGGCUGCACGAGAAGCUCCAGCUGGCCAGCGGCAAGUGCCGGGUCAACUACGGCUUCUAUAUCGGCGCCACGCCGGACAACGUCGCGGAGUUGCAGGCCGCCGAGCGGACGCCGGGCAUCAAGAUUUUCAUCGGCUCCAGCACCGGCAACCUGCUGGUCGACGAGCAGGCCGCGCUCGAGCGGAUCUUCGCGGAGACCACGCUGCCGGCCACAGCGCACUGCGAGGACGAGACCACCGUCCGCGCCAACGCCGACAAGUACGCCGGCACGACGGACGUCGCCGACCACUCGCGGAUCCGCGACCACCGCGCCGCGCUGAUCGCGACCAAGCGGGCCAUCGACUUGGCCAAGCGUCACAACCACCGCUUCCACGUGCUGCACGUGUCCACCGGCGACGAGACCGACCUGCUGGCCGACCACGGCGGCCUGAUCACCGGCGAGGCCUGCCCCCACCACCUGUUCUUCAACACCGGCGACUACGAGCGGCUCGGCACGCUGGUGCAGAUGAACCCCUCGCUCAAGACCGCCGAAGACAACGAGCGGAUCUGGCAGGUGAUCGCGACCGACCACGCGCCGCACCAGCUGGAGGAGAAGCGGAAGCCGUACCCGCAGUCGCCGUCGGGCCUGCCGGCGGUCGAAAACUCACUGGCGCUGCUGCUCAACCAGGUCAACCAAGGGCGGUGCAGCCUUCAGCAAGUCGCCCACUGGAUGUCCGACGCCCCGGCGCGGGUGUGGGACAUCGUCGGCAAAGGCCGCAUCGCUACCGGCUACGACGCGGACCUGGUGCUGGUUGACCUUAACAAGACGGCUGUCAUUCGCAACGAGGAACAGCUCACCAAGUGUGGCUGGAGCCCCUGGGACGGCGAGUCGCUGACCGGCUGGCCGGUCCGCACCUGGGUGAUGGGGCAGCAGGUGUUCUGCGACGGCAAGGUCGACGACGCCGUCCGCGGCCGUGAGGCGACCUACGACCACUCGCGGGGCUACGCCGUGGUGACCGGCGCGUCGUCGGGCAUCGGGCUCGCCGUGGCGAAUCAGCUGGCCAGUUCCGGCUGGACCGUGGCCCGCGUCGACUGCAACCCGGGCGACGGCCCCGCAGCCGAGAGCACGCUGCUGCUGGAUGUCUGCGACCAGGACGCCUGGCUCGCACUCGAGUCGGACCUGCGGCAUCGCUGGCCGCGACUCGACCUGCUGGUGAACAGCGCAGGAGUGCUCGUCGGCGGCGACCUGGUCGAUUGCCCGCUGGAGGCGGUCACCCGGGUGGCCGACGUCAACCUCAAGGGCGUGCUGCUGGCGUGCCGCGUGCUGGCGCCGUGGCUGAUUGAGAGCGGCCGGCUGCGCCCCGCGGGCCUGCGUCCGAGGGCCGGCAUCAUCAACCUGUCGUCCAUCUUCGCCGCCCUCUGCCCGCCCGGGUUCGCGGCCUACAACGCGUCGAAGGCCGCGGUGCUAGCGCUGUCAGAGUCGCUGCGGGGCGAGCUGGAGCCGCACGAGCUCAACGUCACGGUUACGGCGCCCGGCGUGGUCCGAACGCCGCUGUUCCAGACCAGCUGGUUCGCCAACAACGCGUACCGCGCGGCCGCCGACCGCUUCUACGACGCCGCUCAGCUCGAUCCGCAACAGGUUGCCGCGGCGGCGUUGGCCGCGGCGGCGCGCGGCGUGUCCGCGGAAUCUGGCGUCGCGACGUUCCGUGACAGCGGCGGGCUGUGGGAGCAACACCGCGUCGAAGAGGUGGCCUCUCCGGCCGGCUUCAGCCGCGACCCGCACCUGGUGCACCGCUUCUACAACCUACGCCGCCGUCAACUGAUAGCCGACGCCAAACCCAACCCCGCCCACCACGCGCUCGCCCGGUUCCAGCAGGGUUUCGCGGGCGACUUGCUGCUGGUCACCCAGAACGUGGACCACCUGCACGAGGAGGCCGGAUCGUCCGGCGUGGUCCACAUGCACGGCGAGUUGCUCAAGCAGCGUUGCACCCGUUCAGCCCGGGUUAGCGACUGCCGAGGGGACCUCACGCCCGAUUCGCGGUGCGACUGCUGCCAGCCGCCCGCGCCGCUGCGGCCACACAUUGUGUGGUUCGGCGAGACGCCGCUCGAGAUGGAGCGGAUCGACCGGGCGCUGGCGGGCUGCGAGCUGUUCGUCGCGAUCGGGACCUCCGGGCACGUCUACCCGGCGGCCGGUUUCGUGGACGCCGCGCGGGCGGUGGGGGCCAAGACCGUUGAACUCAACCUCGAGCCAUCGGCCAACAGCGACUCAUUCGACUCACAACGACUAGGCCCCGCGUCGCGAGUCGUGCCGGUCGACGACUCGCUCGAACUGAUCCUGAUCGACCACGCCCACUGCGAGAAAAAGGCCGCCGGCACGGCGCUGAAUCUGAUCUUUGCGUAUGUCGAGAAUGGGGACCUCUGUCGCGAGAUGACCGAGAUCGUCAACGAGGAACUGGAGCACUUCCACAUGGUGGUAGAUCUGCUCGAAAAACGCGGGAUCCCGCUGCGACGACUCAAGCCCAGCGCCUACGGCCGCAAGCUCAACGACCUGGUCCGCAAGCAGGAGCCCCAGCGGGCGGUCGACAGGCUGCUGGUGGCGGGGCUGAUUGAGGCCCGCAGCUGCGAGCGUUUCCAGGCCCUGGCCCGGCGGGUGCGGGACCCGGAGCUGGCGGAAUUCUACCAGAGCCUGUUCGAGUCCGAGGCCCGGCACCACACGACCUACACCCGUUUGGCCAAAGACUUUGCGCCCGACGCGGAAGUCAUGGCCCGGCUCGACGAAUUGGCGGAAAUUGAGGCCCGAAUCGUGGCCGAGGGGGAAUCGGACCCAAGAAUGCACAGCUGA
This is a messenger RNA of Ostreobium quekettii, 3903 nucleotides long. The record is from the annotation of a GenBank genome assembly. Lineage: Eukaryota; Viridiplantae; Chlorophyta; Ulvophyceae; Bryopsidales; Ostreobiaceae.